AUGAUUCCUACACUCUCCCUCCUUCCUCUUUUCUUCCUGCUUGCCAAAAGCGCGCUUGCCAGUCUCUUCACGGAUCCCAGUCAACUAAGAAGUACGACGUACGAUUACGUGGUUGUUGGAGCUGGGACUGCGGGGAGCGUUCUUGCCAACCGCCUGUCAGAAGAUCGCCACGUCAGAGUCCUUGUCAUUGAAGCCGGUCGGAGCGAUAAUGGAACGGAUGUAGCCAAUAUUCGCAUUCCCUUCAAUGCACCGAUAGCCACCCCAGGCACACCCUUCGAUUGGAACUAUACCACCGUCAACCAGGGCUUCCUGAACAACCAACCUGAAGCGUACCCGCGAGGAAAGGUAUUAGGCGGAACCAGCACUACUAACUAUCUGGUGUACACUCGGGGAGCGUCUAACGACUACGACCGACUUGCUACAGUUGCAGGUGAUGAUGGUUGGACAUGGGACAACCUUCACCCGUAUAUCAUGAAGCAUAGUAGUUUUGUAGCCUCCGCUGACGGACACAAUACGAGUGGGCAAUUCGACCCUGCCUGGCAUGGAAAUGGCCCUCUGAGGACUUCGGCUCCUGGCUUCCCCACUGUAAUGGAUUCUCGGGUUAUGGAAACGACGCAGACCCUGCCCGAUGAAUUCCCGUUCAACGUCGACAUGAAUUCGGGAAACCCUCUUGGAGUUGGAUGGACUCAGUCUGCAAUUGCUAACGGGACACGACAAAGUGCCGCGACUGCAUUCCUCGGACCUGUUCUCUUCAGAUCGAAUUUAGAUGUCUUGAUCAACACCCAAGUCACUCGCCUUAUUCAGACUGGACGUGCCAGUGGGAAGCCUGAUUUCCGCAGCGUUGAGUUCGCACAGAGUGCGACGUCCCCACGUUAUCGUGCUACAGCUCGGCGAGAAGUGAUCCUGUCGGCUGGUACUAUCGCCACUCCUCAGGUCCUCUUAUUGAGCGGAAUCGGUGAUCGAGGGGCUUUGUCGCGAUUGGGAAUCAGGACUAUCAUCGACAACCCACACGUCGGCAACCAUCUUCAGGACCACCCCUUCGUCCCACUUCAAUGGGAAGUCAACAGUAACGAAACAUUCGACCAAUUCUCCUACAACCCCGACGCCGCUGCGGCCGCUCUUGAUCAAUGGAACUCCAACCACACUGGACCCUUCUCUACGAAUCCGAUUGCAAACCACCUUGCUUUCCUCCGAAUCCCGGAGAACAAUUCAAUAUGGGAGCAAUUCGAAGAUACGUCCUCCGGGCCUCAUGCUCCGCACUAUGAGAUCGCAUUUGACAACCUUUACAUCUCGACUUCGGUGGAGAAUCGCCCUACAAGUGGUGGCUUCUUAAGCGUCACACUGAUUGUAACAUCGCCAACGUCGCGAGGCUAUGUGAAGCUCAACUCUAGUAACCCAUUUGAUCACCCUUUGAUAGAUCCCGCUUUACUGUCUACGGACUACGAUAUGGCCAUCAUGGUGGAGGCCAUCAGAGCCGCACAACGAUUUGUUGACGCUUCGCCGUGGAGUGGAUUCAUCAUUAGUCCAUCAGUUGAUUCCGCCCAGACUACCACUAUCGAUAGUAUUAUCGAAUAUAGUCGUCGCCGCGGUGCUACGUCUGAUCAUCCUACUGGCACUGCCCAAGUUGGAAAAGUCGUUAACGGUGACUUGACUGUCAAGGAUGUUAGCGGACUUCGCGUCGUUGAUGCAUCUAUUUUUCCAUAUGUCCCCACCGCACACACCCAAGCGCCCGUUUACAUCAUCGCUGAAAGGGCUGCGGACCUUAUCAAAGCUGCUCACAGGAAUUAA
Pleurotus ostreatus (oyster mushroom) is the source of this 1788-nucleotide messenger RNA. RefSeq lists its product as uncharacterized. Lineage: Eukaryota; Fungi; Basidiomycota; Agaricomycetes; Agaricales; Pleurotaceae. Gene Ontology annotation, molecular function: oxidoreductase activity, acting on CH-OH group of donors; flavin adenine dinucleotide binding. The transcript is spliced from 11 exons. The record is from RefSeq and is a predicted model, not a curated record. The coding region runs from base 1 to 1788 and encodes 595 amino acids.